AUGCAGGCAGUCACUUUACUCACCGGGGAAACGCACGCCAACGGCGCCAGGCUCCCUACCUGGAGCAACUCUCGCUCUACGUCGGGAUUGCCAAUAAUCGCAUGCUGUCCCUCGCCUACGCGUCCCGGAAUACCAUUUCCAAACGCGCGCCACCCACCCACCGUCGGUGGCAAGUUCGAUAAGCGCUGUGCGUCCCUCUCCGCGCGCCCUUGUUCCCGAUGCAGGCCGAAAUACAUCCCUCCUGCAGUGCAACCGCUCAGUGCACUUCCCCGCGAAUCACCAACACGGAAUAACUUGAGGUGUGAAGUUGAGACGUCAGGAGUUGGCAUGUGA
This is a messenger RNA of Chondrus crispus (carragheen), 333 nucleotides long. RefSeq lists its product as hypothetical. The transcript has a single exon. The coding region runs from base 1 to 333 and encodes 110 amino acids. Lineage: Eukaryota; Rhodophyta; Florideophyceae; Gigartinales; Gigartinaceae. The record is from RefSeq and is a predicted model, not a curated record.